AAACUCUAGGGUUUGAGCAAAUAGAAUUCUCUUUUGCUUUCGGAGGCGUCUUGAUUGUUUGCUUCUGAAGCUGCUCCAAGUACAUCGUCUGCAAUGGCGGUCGGGAAGAACAAGAGGAUAUCGAAGGGGAAGAAAGGAGGAAAGAAGAAAGCGGUUGAUCCUUUCUCUAAGAAGGACUGGUAUGAUAUCAAGGCUCCAUCGAUCUUCAGCACUAGAAAUGUUGGGAAAACCCUAGUUUCAAGAACGCAGGGGACCAAGAUUGCUUCCGAAGGACUUAAGCACCGAGUGUUUGAGGUUUCCCUUGCUGACCUUCAGACUGAUGAGGAUCAGUCCUACAGGAAGAUCAGACUCAGAGCUGAGGAUGUUCAAGGAAAGAAUGUCCUCACUAACUUUUGGGGAAUGAGUUUCACGACAGACAAGUUGAGGUCUUUGGUGCGUAAGUGGCAGACCUUGAUUGAGGCACAUGUUGAUGUGAAGACUACAGACAACUACACUUUGAGGAUGUUCUGCAUUGGAUUCACAAAGAGGCGACCAAACCAGGUUAAGCGAACCUGUUAUGCACAAACGAGCCAGAUCCGGCAGAUUCGCCGUAAGAUGAGUGAAAUUAUGGUAAAUCAGGCAACCUCAUGUGACUUGAAGGAGUUAGUACAGAAGUUCAUCCCUGAGAUGAUAGGGAAGGAAAUUGAGAAGGCCACCUGCGGCAUUUACCCUUUACAGAAUGUCUUUAUUCGAAAGGUUAAGAUUUUGAAAGCUCCCAAGUUUGAUCUUGGCAAGUUGAUGGAGGUUCAUGGGGAUUAUUCAGAGGAUGUUGGCGUGAAGGUGGACAGGCCGGCAGAGGAACCAAUGGCCGAGGAAACUGAAGUAGUUGGAGCUUAAAUGGAGGUUCAGCAUAUUUUAUUUUUCUUUUCUUUUAACCUGAUUUUGAAAGUUUUGUUAAUCCUUGUUGCUGAUGAGAAGCUUGACUGGGAAAGGAUUUUGGCCUUAGAUUGUGAAGGUCAAUUGUUUGACUUUAAGUAACAGGAACUUGGUUUUUGCCUCCUCUU
Molecule: messenger RNA, 1043 nt
Organism: Telopea speciosissima
Lineage: Eukaryota; Viridiplantae; Streptophyta; Magnoliopsida; Proteales; Proteaceae
Product: 40S ribosomal protein S3a-like
Exons: 7
Coding region: 94-876 (260 amino acids)
Biological process (GO): translation
Cellular component (GO): ribosome; cytosol
Molecular function (GO): structural constituent of ribosome
Source: RefSeq, a predicted model, not a curated record